Tetrapisispora phaffii CBS 4417 is the source of this 2313-nucleotide messenger RNA. Its product is annotated as Zn(II)2Cys6 transcription factor domain-containing protein. Gene Ontology annotation, cellular component: nucleus. Gene Ontology annotation, molecular function: zinc ion binding; transcription cis-regulatory region binding; DNA-binding transcription factor activity, RNA polymerase II-specific. NCBI's taxonomy places the organism in Eukaryota, Fungi, Ascomycota, Saccharomycetes, Saccharomycetales, Saccharomycetaceae. The transcript has a single exon. The record is from RefSeq and is a predicted model, not a curated record. Gene Ontology annotation, biological process: positive regulation of transcription by RNA polymerase II. Bases 1 to 2313 code for a protein of 770 amino acids.
AUGGAUACAGCUUCCCCCAAUGGAUGUACAAAGAUCAAGAAGAAAAACACGCCGGGCUACUCCAGGACAGGCUGCCUACAAUGUAAGAAAUUGCACACCAAAUGCGACGAGAAGAAACCGUCUUGCAACAGAUGUUUGAAACGGAACAGUGAAUGUACUUACAGGAUGAAUUUCAUCUCAACUGCAUAUUCCAGCAGCAAAGGCAUGAUCAGCUUCAGUGUUGGCGACGCUGCUCCAAGCAGACCUGUCGCCAACGGGAGUCCGCCAAGAACUCCAGGUGGUGCUGCUGCAACAAAAAAUUGCAGCAAUAAGCAUAAGUUCAAGAUACAGAUGAACACUUCACAGUUCAAUCCAGAGCAAAAUAAACCGCCAUACAAUAACGCUGAUGAUAUGGGUACGGAUCACGUAAAGAUACCGAAUUCAAAAAUUGAGGCGAGCGUCAUCGAUAGUAUGGGCCCAGCUGUCGGCGAUAUGCCAACACCAGAUUCUAAAGAAAUGUCGUACACUUUAAACAGCGCAACUCCAGAUACUGGGAAUAUCGACCCAAAAGUCGAGCAUUUGGAUUACAUUUUGUCAAACAAAGGAAGUAAAAACAAUCUCGAUGCCAUAGAGGAUAAUGCUGCUUUUGAUUCAUUUGGAUUCGAAAGCAUCACCGCUUCUAAACCACCUUUCCCUUUGAUCGAAAAACCCUCCAAAAAAGAAAAUAGCGAUUUAGAUUAUUUUCAAAAACGUCAAACUGAUCUUGAGAUAGAAGUUAUGAAAAAUGCUGUUGAAUUGCACAGUGAUAUAUUUUUCCCACAAACUAAUAUCCAAAUUUUUAAUUUAUUAAAUUUUGAUUCGAAAAACGAGCCGGUCUCAUUCUUUGAUUACUCUGCAAUGGAUGAUAAUAGCAUAUUACCCAGAGAUAAAACAUUUGAGCAAAAGUUUUCUCUUCUGUCUAAACUUGAUCCGAUAAAUCGACAUUACUCUCUGCAUUUAGCGCAGAAUUCUGGAAAUGCUGCAAUAGAUGUGUCUUCCAUACCAAUUAAAGAUGAAAAUUUUCUAUUAUUCAUAUGGACCAUUUAUCACAAGACUUAUGGUUUAAAUGAAUUUGCACUUUUCCCGGAGGAGAGAAUUGAUGAACUAAUCAUUAUAUUGAAAUCUCUUGAUGAGGAUUAUCCAAUUAUCCACACAGUCAUAAGAUAUGCGGUAGCUUUGUUCAUGAAAAAUUUGUAUCAUAGAAAAGGUUUAACGGAUCUUUCGGCCAUGUGGGAUACCUAUGUUGUUAUACCAAGCAUGAAGCCGUGCAUUGAUUUGUUGAAUGCUAGAAUGAAUAAACCUAUCAACUAUGCAGAAUGUUCUGCUUUGGCAUUUGGUGCAGCCGUGUUAUUUUCACCCAAUUCUACCGGUGCUAAUACUACUUGGAAGUCACAUCUAACUGGUGUUUACAUUUUAUUAAAGAAAGCUGUUAGUUACUUCAAACCUGAGAUUUUGGAUACAAAGAAAGGGAAAUAUGCAUUUGCACUAUAUGGUAUAACAAAUUCAUUAUUUUGUAGAACGGAGGUGUGUGCAUACAUAGCAUCUGAAAGCGGUGGAGUUUUAACAAAUAAAGAUGAAUUGAAUAGUUUUUAUAAUGUAGAUCCAUUUUCUACGUAUCAUUUACUUAAUCGUCAAUUCGAUCUUGCAGUUGGAUGUAUCCAUACAAUUUAUCCAUCCUGUAGAAAAAUCACCUCUGAAUUAAUACAUUGGAAGCAAAAAAAUAUUAACUUAUCCGGUACUCAUUUUAUUAAAUUUAAGUUUUUGAAUAAGGAUAAAGCAGUACGUGAAGAACUCAAGAAGUUUGGUACUUCUGUAUUGAACUCGAUAACAGAAAUUUAUAAAGACUUAGUUGAGAAUGAUUCCUUCAAAAAAAGUGCAUUGAAGUCGAUAAAAGAUUAUAAAUUAAUAUUCUCCUUAGAAAAUUGUAAUAAAUUAAAUAUGAAUAGUUUGAAAAUGUAUUUGAUGGUUUUCUUCUUGAAUGAAGAUGAAAAAAGUAUCGAUCCAAUAGUCGAAAUACUAGAAGAUUCAUUGAAACAAUGGUACGGUAUUCCUUACAAAGACUCAGUCGGAAUUAAAUGUAACUGGGCUAUAUAUUAUUGUGCCUUAAUUGCGAUUGUUUUAAACUUAGAUAAUUUAUCAGAACAUUUCCUGAAAAUCAUUAAUGAUAUUGCAAAUGAAGGGUUAGAAAUUGCAUUUAGGUCAUGUGAAAGAUUAGAACAUAUAUCUCGGAUGAUCAAAUUAAAGCAAUAUGAUAACCUUGAUGACAGUAAAGUUUCACAAUUUUUAGCAUAUUAA